Messenger RNA from Cuscuta campestris, 1387 nucleotides. The record is from the annotation of a GenBank genome assembly. Lineage: Eukaryota; Viridiplantae; Streptophyta; Magnoliopsida; Solanales; Convolvulaceae.
GUCCCUUAUCUUUCGCUAUCCAGCCCUCCGAGUCAAGUAAGUUCCCCCUUCCUUCUCUUUUUUCUUUCCCGGCCAUGUAUUCGUCUAGCGAUAGGAUCUCGUCCUCAGAGGACUGCUCCUCUGAGGAUUCCAACUCAUCUUCCUCGACCGGGUCUUCUUCUCCUGAAUCUACGCCCGGUCAGGUUCCCAACUCCUCCAUUCCCGACCCGCAUCCUGUAAAUCAGGUGCCCGGUGAAACUUUCGUGGGGAGGGAUGACCCAGUCGAUGACGAACCGGGCCCCUAUGACCCUGAACACGAAACCCGGGAUGCGUGGGAGGAGCGGCUUCAUGCUGCCGGUUACUUUCUGCUUCCCACCUUCUACGUCCUUGACAUCCCCUCCCGUGUAUCCAAAAUUGCCCUGAACAAAAUUCGUAGGAGGCUCCCGGACGGGUAUACCCUUCUAUACGAACCCAACUGGCCCAAUAUUGUCGAACCCCACCGGGAGGACAGGAUAGGGUUCCACACCAUUUCCCUAGAUGCGGGCAUAGUUUUUCCCCUUCGCCCCCUCCUAACCGAAGUAUGCCACGCGUUUGGGAUUUUGCCCGGUCAAAUAACUCCCAACACCCACCGGUAUCUCCAUUCCUUUGUAAAUAUCUGUACCCAUCUGAAAAUCUUCCCUUCUUUGCGUCUUUUCCUUUUUUGCUUCGAAGUCCUACCGGGCGGGGCUGGCUGUGAAGGCUUUGUAUUCUUCAAAGCCCGCACCGGUAGGAAGUUCAUUUCCGAAGUCCCCCAGAGUAACCGGGGAUGGAAGGAAAAGUUUGUUUUCAUCGAAUUUCCCCCCUUCUUUACUCCUCUGGCCGGUCUGAAAUGGAAUGACCAUCUCCUCGACCAAGAGUAUGCUGCACCGGCCUCCUCCCCAGACUUGGAAGCUAAUCUCGAGAUCCUCAUGCGGGGGGAUCCUCAAACCGGGAGGAUCUUCCAUCAAGGCAGCUGGGUUUGGAGGGUAGAGUCGGGUGGUGAGGGUACCUCCCAGGCCCAGGAAGCAGCGGGGCACGGGGUACCCUCCCCGGGCAACACUGCAGAGGCCGAGGGCCAAAACCACCCAGAUAUGGAGUUCGAAGAAUUCGCCAUCCCUGACGACCAACCAGCCGGGGAGACCGGGGGCUCCGAAGCCAAUCCUGCCAGGACUUUCCCGGUCAAUCCAGAGCCCGUGGAAAUCCUGGAUGAAGAUGAGCCCCAAGACAACCGGUCUAAGGGGAAGGAGAAGGAGAAGGCCGGUCGCCGGGUGAAGAAGGUGGCCACCACGCACCCUUCCUAUGCCAGGAAGAGGGCAAGGUCAGACCCUGAGCCGGCCUCCCAGACCAUUGAAGAGGCUUUUGUCAACCUGGGCCUGAGGCUGAAGGAGGU